CAACAGUCGUGUGGUGAAAAUGGCAGCACACGAUCACCAGCAGCACUUCUCCCUGUGUUUCUGCGACCUCCUCAGGUUGUUGUGGUCCCUGGUUGUUCCCUGCGCCUACCUCAGCCUGCUCCUGACCCUGGUGCUGCUGCUGCUCCUGCUCGGGCUCCGCGUGUGGCUGCAGGGCCGCCGCAAGGCCCGCCGGGCUCAGGACGGCGGCCCCGCGGUGGCGUUCUUCCACCCGUACUGCAGCGCCGGAGGAGGCGGGGAGCGGGUCCUGUGGUGCUCCCUGAGGGCUCUCAUGCACCGAUACCCCCGCGUGUCCUUCGUGGUUUACACGGGCGAUCAGGGAGUGACCGGGGAGCGGAUCCUGGAGGGAGCUCGACAGCGUUUCAACAUCACGCUGCCUCGACCCGUCACCUUCAUCUUCCUGCGUCACCGCGGCCUGGUGGAGGCCGCGUCCUACCCUCACUUCACCCUGCUGGGCCAGAGCGCCGGCUCCAUGUUCCUCGGCUGGGAGGCUCUGACGGCCUUUGUUCCUGACCUUUAUGUGGACUCCAUGGGCUAUGCCUUCACCCUGCCGAUCUUUCGCUACCUGGGAGGCUGUAAGGUGGCGAGCUACGUCCACUAUCCCACCGUCAGCACGGACAUGCUGUCUGUGGUCAGAGAGAGAAACGCCAGGUUCAACCACGCUGACUUCAUCUCCAGGAACCCUGCGCUGAGUGCAGUGAAGGUGGUGUACUACUGCUGCUUUGCUCUGCUGUACGGCCUGGCCGGUUCCUGCAGCGACGUCGUCAUGGUGAACUCCACCUGGACGCUGGGACACAUCCUGGCUCUGUGGCGCUCCCCGAGCCGCACCAGCAUCGUAUACCCACCUUGCGACGUCAGGGCCUUCCUGGACAUCCCGCUGGAGGAGGAGGACGAGGAUGAGAUGGAAGAGGGCUGGGAGGAGCUUGGACGGGAGCUGGGGAGUGGAGAGGAAGAGGACGGAGGGGGAGGGGACAGGAAGUGCCACUCCAUCGUGUCAGUGGGUCAGUUCAGGCCAGAGAAGGACCACCGGCUGCAGAUUCGAGCGUUUCGCAAACUGUUGGACGGGAAAGGGGACGGCCCCGGGGGGCGAGAGUCCCUGCGGCUGGUGCUGAUCGGUGGAUGCAGGAACCAGGAGGACGAGGAGAGGGUGCUGAUGCUGCGGGGGCUCUGUCAGGAGCUGGGGGUGUCGGACCGAGUCGAUUUCAAACUGAACGUCCCGUUUGAGGAGCUGAAGACGGAGCUGGUGGACGCCACCAUCGGUCUGCACACCAUGUGGAACGAACACUUUGGCAUAGGUGUCGUGGAGUGCAUGGCUGCGGGCACCAUCGUUCUCGCUCACAAGUCCGGAGGUCCAAAGCUGGACAUCGUGGUGCCGUACGAGGGCGGACAGACGGGUUUCCUGGCCGACAGUGAGGACAGCUACGCCGCUGCCAUGGAAACCAUCCUGGCGCUGUCGCCAGCAGCUCGACUGGAGAUCCGACGAAACGCCCGGCGCUCCGUGGAACGAUUCUCCGACCAGGAGUUCGAGGCGUGUUUCCUCGCUGCCGUGGAGACACUGAUGAGUGAACUGGAGCGCUGAGGAAGAACAGACGAGGCCUGGUGUCCACCAGGGACCAGGACUUUGUGGUUUUUGGGUUGAAGCCGUGGUUAAAGGGAUUUCUGUGGUUAAAACAAACUUCCAGCAUUGUUAGUAAACGGUGACACGGUGUCUCAUUGUCAAUCAAAUAUAAAAGAAAGGACGUGGAGCUGGUACAGAGAAGUUUCUGGUGGACACCCAGAGCUAAGCAUCAGCAGAGCUGGACACAGGUGAAGUUCUGUUCCUUCUAACACGAAACGGAGCUGCCAUCAGAAAAUCUCUGUAACCGCUCCACAGUCAGACCUGACCGACCUCCAGCCCACAGCUGAUCCCUCAGCAUCACGCACUUUAAUUAAACAUAAAAGUCCCAUUGGUUCGUGGUUAAUCAGUUAAUCAGUUGUUGGGGCUGAUGUGACGCUGACUAACAGCUGAUCAGAAACCCGGAGGGUCAGACUUUCACUCCAAGCUUUUUACCCGCCACCGCUGACAGACUCAAAACAGCAGAGCCGCUACGAUUAAUCAGUUAGUCGAUUGAAAGAAAAUUAAUCUGCAGCUACUUUGAUAAGUGAUUAAUGAUCUAAGUCGAUCAAAGACUGUCGGACAUUCAGUGGUUGAUUAUCUGUUGCUCAUCUCAGUCUUACAUUGUAAUAAACCGACGCCGACCUGUGUUUACGAUGUUUCAUAGACCAAACCAACUGAAAAAUAACGGGCAGAUUAAUUGAUAAUGAAAAUCAUCACUAGUCGCAGCCUUUGUGUGGAGAUGAUUUAUAUGUAUGAGUUCAUACUGAAGUGAUUCUGAUCAUUUUGGGUUCAUUAUUUCUCCUAAACAGAUGUGAGGGGGUUUAAAAUGGUAUUUUACUGCGUGAAGAAGUUAAAUGAAGACUUUUCUGUGUAGAGAGAAGAAGCAGGUCGUUGGGUUAGGUGAUGGACAAAUCUCUCUUAUUUAAACGCUGCUUCACUUCCUGCAUUCCUGUCUGUGACGACGUCCAGGGUUGGAAAUAUAAUGAUGUGUGAAUUAUUAAAAGAAUCUUUUAUUUUGAAAGAGGCA
Messenger RNA from Toxotes jaculatrix (banded archerfish), 2642 nucleotides. Its product is annotated as GDP-Man:Man(3)GlcNAc(2)-PP-Dol alpha-1,2-mannosyltransferase-like. NCBI's taxonomy places the organism in Eukaryota, Metazoa, Chordata, Actinopteri, Toxotidae. Gene Ontology annotation, cellular component: endoplasmic reticulum membrane. The record is from RefSeq and is a predicted model, not a curated record. The transcript has 6 exons. Gene Ontology annotation, molecular function: GDP-Man:Man(3)GlcNAc(2)-PP-Dol alpha-1,2-mannosyltransferase activity. The coding region runs from base 20 to 1597 and encodes 525 amino acids. Gene Ontology annotation, biological process: protein N-linked glycosylation.